AUGGCCGCCCCGCUCUGCAUGCCCCGCGUUAUUACUUCCAGCUUCCGAGCUGCUGCUGCCCCUCGAUUUUCUCCCUCUUCCAUCCCCAGCUUCGUCAACAAGACUUCUUCGAUCACUUCCCCCUUCCAACAACGAUCAACUCUCAACACUCCUCGCUUCUUCUCAUCAACAUCACCCAUCAUGUCUAAGGUCUUCUUUUCGCUCGAGUGGGAGGGUCCCGUCCUCGACGGCAGCAACAAGCCCACCAAGGAGGUCAAGGUCCAGCAGGGUGUGAUUAACUUCACCCUCUACGACGACGUCGUUCCCAAGACCACCAAGAACUUCAAGGAGCUGUGCACCGGUGCUCAGGGCUUCGGCUACAAGGGCUCUGCCUUCCACCGUGUCAUCCCCGAGUUCAUGCUCCAGGGUGGUGACUUCACCCGUGGCAACGGCACUGGUGGCAAGUCCAUCUACGGCGAGAAGUUCGCCGACGAGAACUUCCAGAUCAAGCACACCCGCCCUGGUCUGCUGUCCAUGGCCAACGCUGGCCCCAACACCAACGGCUCCCAGUUCUUCAUCACCACCGUCGUGACCUCCUGGUUGGACGGCCGCCACGUCGUCUUCGGCGAGGUUGCCGACGACGAGUCCUUCAAGGUCGUCAAGGCCAUUGAGGCUGCUGGUUCCGCCAGCGGUGCCAUCAAGUACGGCAAGAAGCCUACCAUUGUCGACUCUGGCGAGGGUCACCAGUAA
Messenger RNA from Diaporthe amygdali, 729 nucleotides. Its product is annotated as Peptidyl-prolyl cis-trans isomerase. Bases 1 to 729 code for a protein of 242 amino acids. Lineage: Eukaryota; Fungi; Ascomycota; Sordariomycetes; Diaporthales; Diaporthaceae. The transcript has 4 exons. Gene Ontology annotation, molecular function: peptidyl-prolyl cis-trans isomerase activity. The record is from RefSeq and is a predicted model, not a curated record. Gene Ontology annotation, biological process: protein peptidyl-prolyl isomerization; protein folding.